AAAGCCAGCAAAAAGUUGUGCAUUCUCAGCAAGUAACAAAAUGGAAGAGGAAAGGUAUUUUUCAUUUUGUGAUGCCUUAAGAAAUAAGUAUUGCCCUGACAAUUUAGACGACCACUUCGAAAAUAUUGAAAUAUCAGUGAAACGAAGAGAGGCAAUCUUAAAACAACAGAAUCACCAGAAAAGAGUUCUACUUUCAUUGGAUGGUUGUCACAUACGUUGUGCUGGAAAACCAAAUGAAAUUUUAGAAACUUGUCCUUUAAUUCAGGAACUGGAUUUAUCAAGUAACCUAAUAUCACGGUGGGGAGAUGUUUUCCAAGUGUUGCAACAACUAUCUCACUUAUCCUUCUUAAACUUGAGUCAUAACCCACUAGAACCUCACCUUUCGCUUGGUGACGUCAGUAACUUGCCCAAUUUGCAGAAAUUGAUUGUUAAUAAUGUCAAGCUUGAAUAUAACACGGUUUGUAAACUGUUGGCACUGUUUCCGAGCAUCAACGAACUUCAUCUCAGUUUAAACGACUUCCAGGAUGUUCCCGACAUUAGCGAACAUCACGACAACGUCACGUCUUUGUACUUUGUGAAAAAUGGAAUAUCGACCUGGAGUGAAGUAGAAAAGCUUGGUGCACAUUUCCCUAAUUUAAAGUGUUUAAUAGUGGCGGAGAAUCCAAUCACCAAAAUCCCAGUUAAUAGCAAUGUAUCGAAGUAUUUUCCUCAGUUAGAGAAAUUAAGUAUUAAUAAUACGCUUAUAUCAGACUGGGAAUCGCUGGAUCAGUUAGAAAGGUUUCCUUCUUUGCACGAUGUUCGAUUUCGCGAGCUGCCAUUAUGGGAGGAACACGAAGACGAAAAUGAAAGACGAAAAUUGAUUACGGCUCGAUUACCCAAAAUCAAAAUAUUAAACGGCAGCAAAGUAGACGAAAGUCAACGCGAAAAUGCUGAACGCUUUUUUAUAAGAUUUUACAAAAAUAGAGAAAAUAAACCGAAACGUUAUGAAGAACUUGUUAGUGUGCACGGGGAAUUAGCCGAUUUAGUCGAUAUUGACUUUACAAAGCGCGAAUACGCCCGUGUUACACUGACAGGUGAUAUAAAACAGAAUAUUCCUAUGAGAUUAGAUAUAACGCAAACAACGGAAGAAUUUAAGAUGUAUAUAGCGGACCAAUUUGGAUUAUCUUUAUCAAAAUUUCGCUUGCUAGUCCGUCACGAGAGUACUGGUUAUGUGACGGAGAUGAGAAUUAAAAGCGCCAGAUUAGAAAGAUAUGGCAUAAUUGAUGGAGAUGAAAUUAAAAUUGAAAUUAAUGGAAGAUAGCUCCAGAAAAUUUUCAGGUUAUCAAACAGAACAUUCAGUAAUUUAUUUGCGUCGUGUUUGUAGGAUAGGUUUGUUAAUCUAUAUAAUAAAAAAAUAAAUAUUUUUUUCCCGAUUAACUGGUAAACCUGACCUUACCUAAAUUGUGAUUUUAUUCUUGUUGUAAAAGAUUUGAACUUACGCAACCUUUUAGGAUUCUUUUUUUAUUUAUUUCAACCUCAGAAAAAAGAAAGAACCCUAAUAAACGGCCCUUUUACCCCUAUAAAAGUAAAAAUAUGAUUUAAACGCCCCUCUCUUUUAAACGCCCCUCUCUAUUAACACUUCUCCCUGUGCUUUUUUAGCCCUUGUAACCUUGAGGGGGGCACAAAGUGCCGCGGCUUAUAAAUCCUGAACCACUUAUGAUUAAAUGAUGAAACUUGGCACAGUUGUAAGAUGUCUUAGUACAAAUUCAUUCUAGGUAAAAAAUAAUUUUAUGACGUCAUAUGAAUCAAAAACAGACUUGUUUACCCCUCCCCCUCCCCUUAGGUAUAAUAGGGUUAAACAAUUGUAAUAGAAGGGGGGGGGGGGGGGGGGGGGCAGGGGCGUUUAUUGGUUAGUUUCGUCGAAGUUUUGAAUCGAAUUAUUUUUAGUCUUCUUUUUAGCCCACUUUUUGGGCCAAAUGGAUGGGCCAUGCUUGAAAAUUUGUAUUUAUAAAGAAUUUAAAUUUAUAUUAAUUGUGAAA
Hydractinia symbiolongicarpus is the source of this 2018-nucleotide messenger RNA. RefSeq names its product tubulin-specific chaperone cofactor E-like protein. Lineage: Eukaryota; Metazoa; Cnidaria; Hydrozoa; Anthoathecata; Hydractiniidae. The transcript has 4 exons. The record is from RefSeq and is a predicted model, not a curated record. Bases 41 to 1300 code for a protein of 419 amino acids.